Brassica napus (rape) is the source of this 1787-nucleotide messenger RNA. Its product is annotated as glutamate decarboxylase 2. Gene Ontology annotation, biological process: L-glutamate catabolic process. Lineage: Eukaryota; Viridiplantae; Streptophyta; Magnoliopsida; Brassicales; Brassicaceae. Gene Ontology annotation, molecular function: pyridoxal phosphate binding; glutamate decarboxylase activity. The transcript is spliced from 6 exons. The coding region runs from base 146 to 1630 and encodes 494 amino acids. The record is from RefSeq and is a predicted model, not a curated record. Gene Ontology annotation, cellular component: cytosol.
AACUAAGUACAAGCAUAUAAAUUAAAUAAAAAUAAAUAAUAAAAAAGGAAGAAGACAUCAACUGCAAAGUCAAUAUAAACGUGUCAUCUUCCUUCGUCUCUUUGCAUACUCUUCUUCCUCCUCUCACUACCAAAGAAAAAAAAAGAUGGUUCUAAGUCGAGCGGCCACCGAAAGUGACGAAAAUGGUUGCUCGACGUUCGGAUCUCGCUAUGUCCGCACUGCACUCCCCAAGUAUGAGAUUGGUGAGAGCUCGAUACCGAAGGAGGCUGCAUAUCAGAUCAUAAAAGAUGAGCUCAUGCUUGAUGGUAACCCGAGGCUGAACCUGGCUUCGUUUGUGACGACAUGGAUGGAGCCAGAGUGUGACAAACUCAUUAUGGAAUCUAUCAACAAGAACUACGUCGACAUGGACGAGUACCCUGUCACUACCGAGCUCCAGAACCGAUGUGUAAACAUGAUAGCUCGGCUGUUCAAUGCACCACUUGGGGAAACUGAGACCGCCAUGGGAGUAGGCACUGUUGGGUCUUCGGAAGCCAUCAUGUUAGCCGGAUUGGCUUUCAAAAGGAACUGGCAGAACAAACGCAAAGCUGAGGGUAAACCCUAUGACAAACCCAACAUUGUCACCGGAGCCAAUGUUCAAGUGUGCUGGGAGAAAUUUGCUAGGUACUUCGAGGUGGAGCUAAAAGAAGUGAAGCUUAGUGAAGGUUACUACGUGAUGGAUCCAGAUAAAGCAGCUGAAAUGGUUGACGAGAACACAAUAUGUGUUGCUGCCAUACUUGGUUCCACACUCAACGGUGAGUUCGAAGACGUCAAGCGCCUUAAUGACUUGCUGGUCAAGAAAAACGAAGAGACUGGCUGGAACACUCCAAUCCACGUUGACGCAGCAAGCGGAGGCUUCAUAGCCCCAUUUAUUUACCCUGAAUUGGAAUGGGACUUUAGGCUUCCUUUGGUGAAGAGUAUCAAUGUGAGUGGUCAUAAGUAUGGGCUGGUCUAUGCUGGUAUUGGCUGGGUCGUGUGGAGGACACAACAGGAUUUGCCUGAUGAGCUCAUCUUUCAUAUCAACUAUCUUGGUGCUGAUCAACCCACUUUUACUCUCAAUUUCUCCAAGGGUUCGAGCCAAAUUAUUGCUCAAUACUAUCAGCUCAUUCGUCUUGGCUUCGAGGGCUACAAGAACGUGAUGGAGAACUGUAGAGAGAACAUGGUGGUUCUGAGAGAAGGGAUAGAGAAAACAGAGCGUUUCAACAUAGUCUCAAAGGAGGUAGGAGUGCCACUCGUAGCCUUCUCUCUCAAGGACCACAGCUUCCACAACGAGUUCGAGAUCUCAGAGAUGCUACGCCGUUUCGGCUGGAUUGUCCCGGCUUACACAAUGCCUGCGGAUGCGCAGCACAUCACGGUUCUGCGUGUUGUCAUUAGGGAAGAUUUCUCAAGAACACUUGCGGAGAGGCUUGUGGCUGAUAUUGUGAAGGUGCUUCACGAGCUUGACACCUUGCCUUCCAAGAUAUCUAGGAAGAUGGGAGCAGAGGAUUUCGGAAAUGUGAAAGGGAAGAAGGUGGAAAGGGAUAUUCUGAUGGAAGUCAUUGUUGGAUGGAGGAAGUUUGUCAAGGAGAGGAAGAAGAUGAAUGGUGUGUGUUAAUCUGAAGUAUCUUGUGUUUGUGUUUGAAUGUAUUGUCGUCUAAUAAAAGAAUAAGUAUGUGUGUGUGAGGACUGGGGGUUUGAUGAAAGAGUUGUGUGUUUGGUAUCUAUUUGAGACAAUAAUUAAUUAUGGAUUCUAUUUUAUGCUUGAAACUUAA